AUGGCCGCAGACGUGCAAGGGAAGCACAAUCUGAAAGAGACAGAGUCCUUAAAAUUACAAGGGAACCAAACAAAGAAAAAGACGAAUGAUUACAAAGGCUUCAUUGCAGGCGUCUUCAGUGGCAUAGCCAAGCUAUCUGUCGGCCAUCCUUUCGACACCAUCAAAGUCCGUCUGCAAACAACAGAUCCAAGCCGUUUUAAAGGCCCUAUUCAAUGUGUCUCACAGACUAUUCGCAAUGAGGGCUUUCGCGGGCUGUACAAGGGUGCUACGCCGCCUUUGGUAGGAUGGAUGUUUAUGGACUCGGUCAUGUUGGGCUCACUAACAGUGUAUCGCCGGCUUCUGUCAGAACAUGUUUUCAAUGUUGAGCCGGUGGGCACUGAUGUCACGGCUUCUUCUCCAGGUACAGCACCAAAAGGACAUACGGCGCUUCCAAGUUUCGGCCAUGGUAUCGCGGGUGUAAUGGCUGGAUCGACAGUGAGCUUCAUCGCUGCGCCAGUUGAGCACAUCAAAGCUCGACUUCAGAUUCAGUAUGCUGCGCAAAAGUCGGACAGGUUAUACGCUGGCCCAAUUGAUUGUCUAAAAAAGAUCUACCGACACCAUGGCAUUCAGGGUGUCUACCACGGCCUCUCAGCGACACUUCUCUUCAGAGCAUUCUUUUUCUGCUGGUGGGGCAGUUACGAUGUUAUUUCACGGCAACUGCGCGAGAAGACGAGCCUCAGCACACCGGCUGUGAAUUUCUGGGCAGGCGGUCUGAGUGCACAAGUCUUCUGGUUGACGAGUUACCCUAGCGAUGUGGUCAAGCAACGUAUCAUGACUGAUCCUCUGGGAGGAGGGCUUAAUGACGGAGUUCAGAGAUUUCCUCGAUGGAAGGACGCAGCUACUGCUAUCUAUAAGGAAAGUGGUUGGAAGGGCUACUGGAGAGGCUUUGUGCCCUGUUUCUUGAGAGCGUUCCCGGCGAAUGCUAUGGCUUUGGUUGCUUUCGAAGGCGUUAUGAGAUCCUUGCCAUGA
Molecule: messenger RNA, 1008 nt
Organism: Fusarium coffeatum
Lineage: Eukaryota; Fungi; Ascomycota; Sordariomycetes; Hypocreales; Nectriaceae
Exons: 2
Coding region: 1-1008 (335 amino acids)
Biological process (GO): transmembrane transport
Molecular function (GO): transmembrane transporter activity
Source: RefSeq, a predicted model, not a curated record